This is a messenger RNA of Centruroides sculpturatus (bark scorpion), 1201 nucleotides long. Its product is annotated as WD repeat-containing protein 47-like. The transcript has 6 exons. The record is from RefSeq and is a predicted model, not a curated record. Lineage: Eukaryota; Metazoa; Arthropoda; Arachnida; Scorpiones; Buthidae. Gene Ontology annotation, molecular function: protein binding. Bases 191 to 1201 code for a protein of 336 amino acids.
AACGUGACGUAAUUUAGGAUGAUUUAAGAAUGGUAUUUUCUAUAAAAUGAGUGGGUAAUAAACUUGUCUACCCGUACUUUUUUUUUAUUCUUAAUAUUGAAGUUACGUCAUUGGGGUGUGGGUAUGUGGACUCGCGACUCGACAGCUCGACCUGAAUACCUAUUUUAUCUGCGAGUUAAGUAGAAACAUCAUGGAAGAAGCCAUGAUUAAACAGAAAAUAGACGAACUCUUCGAUGAUCAGAGGCCCUAUCAUUACGUACAGAUACAGCAGAGGGUUUCUCCUACUUCGUUUAAAUCUUCUUCACCUGUACACCAUCAUGAAACCGAUCACAUUGGAAACAAUAACAGAUCAAGUCCCGAGGGCAAGAAAAAAUCGUUUGUGGCAGUUAAUCGACUGGAAGAUGAACAAGCUAUUAGAGCUGUGGAAUUCCAUCCAAAUGGAAAAAUGUAUGCAAUUGGCUCUAACUCUCAAGCUCUUCGCAUUUGUUCUUAUCCAAAAGUGCAUGAUUUGAGAGAAGAUCAUGCUGCUCAUCAACCAACAAUAUUGUUUAAAAGAUUAAAACAUCAUAAAGGAUCUAUUUAUUGUUUGGCUUGGAAUGCAACGGGUGAUUUAAUUGCUACCGGUUCCAAUGAUAAAACAAUUAAAUUAACAAGAUUUAAUGCUGAAAAGUAUUCCGUUGAAGGCAGAGAAACUGAGCUUACUAUGCAUUCUGGAACAGUGAGAGAUUUGUGUUUUAUGGAAGAUUUAAGCAACAGAUUCAGUUUAUUAAUUAGUGGAGGAGCUGGUGAUAACAAAAUAUUUCUUACUGAUUGUGAAACUGCAACACCAUUUCAAUUUCUUUCAGGACAUUCAGGUCAGAUUCUCAGCUUGUAUACAUGGGGAGGAGCAAUGUUUGUAAGUGGUUCUCAAGACAAAACGGUUCGAUUUUGGGAUCUCCGUAGCCGUAGUUGCACCAAUGUUGUACCAACCAAAGGACAAAAUAGCUCUUUAGUUGGGAGUCCUGUAGCCUCAGUUAGCGUGGAUCCUUCUGGAAGGCUUAUGGUUUCCGGACAGGAGGAUUCCAGCUGUUUAUUAUAUGAUAUACGUGGAGGACGUACAAUCCAAACAUUCCAUCCGCAUACUGCAGAUGUCAGGAGUGUCAGAUUUUCACCGAAAGCAUAUUAUUUAUUGACUGGAUCAUUCGAUAAUAUAAUAUUAUAA